This is a messenger RNA of Aspergillus luchuensis, 897 nucleotides long. RefSeq names its product sterol desaturase family protein (gene ERG25). Lineage: Eukaryota; Fungi; Ascomycota; Eurotiomycetes; Eurotiales; Aspergillaceae. Gene Ontology annotation, molecular function: iron ion binding; C-4 methylsterol oxidase activity. The record is from RefSeq and is a predicted model, not a curated record. Gene Ontology annotation, biological process: ergosterol biosynthetic process. Bases 1 to 897 code for a protein of 298 amino acids. The transcript is spliced from 4 exons.
AUGAAUUCCACCUUGCUGUCUACGCCAGAAUCAUACUGGGGCCAGUUUGAAGAAAUCUCCAAAUACAAUACUCAUCUGAACGUGGUCGAAAGACUAUGGACAGCAUGGUAUGCCUGGAUGCAAAAUGACGUUCUUGCAACUGGAAUCAUGUCUUUUGUAAUGCACGAAAUUGUAUAUUUCGGGCGUUCCCUCCCUUGGAUCUUUAUAGACACUCUCGGUUUGUUCAAGAACUACAAGAUACAAAGCAGCAAGAUACCAUCCUUACGAGAGCAAUGGGAUUGUGCUAGAUUUGUGCUACUCAGCCAUUUUACCGUGGAGCUGCCACAAAUAUGGCUUUUCCACCCGAUGGCCCAGUUUUUCGGCCUCUCCACCUCUGUACCUUUUCCCUCUUUGUGGACCAUGGCUUAUCAAAUAGCGAUAUUCUUUGUCCUGGAAGACACGUGGCAUUACUUUUCCCACCGUGCUCUCCAUUGGGGUCCACUGUAUAAAGCCAUCCACAAGAUUCACCAUCAAUAUUCCGCACCUUUCGGUAUGGCAGCUGAAUAUGCUUCUCCAAUUGAAGUCAUGAUUCUUGGAUUUGGUACUGUUGGUUGCCCAAUUCUAUGGUGUGCAGUAACCGGCGAUCUGCAUAUUUUUACGAUGUACAUCUGGAUCGUCUUGCGGCUUUUCCAGGCCAUUGAUGCGCACAGUGGCUAUGAGUUUCCAUGGAGUCUUCAUCACUUCCUCCCUUUCUGGGCUGGCGCAGACCACCAUGAUCUCCACCACGAGAAGUUUGUAGGAAAUUAUUCCAGCAGCUUCAGGUGGUGGGAUUAUCUUCUGGACACCGAAUACUCCCCGGAGGCUAUCAAGAGGAGAAGGGAAAACAAGUCUGUGAAGGAUACCAAGAAGGCUCAGUGA